Yamadazyma jaroonii is the source of this 2316-nucleotide messenger RNA. NCBI's taxonomy places the organism in Eukaryota, Fungi, Ascomycota, Pichiomycetes, Serinales, Debaryomycetaceae. The record is from the annotation of a GenBank genome assembly.
AUGGACUAUAAAACAGAAUACAUCAGUACAGAUAUCGAUCCGUUCUACAUCGGUAGUAAUGCCAGUUGUAUGAGUCACGAUGGUAGUAUUCUUGUCACAGCUAAUGAGGAAGACGUUGUGGUAACCAAUCUCCAUACCCAGGAAAUCCUUCACACUAUUGAAGGUGAUGGUGAGACCAUCACUAAUUUGAACAUAACUCCAGAUGGGUCGAAAAUAUCCAUAAUUUCCCAAUCCCAACAACUCCGAAUCUUCGAUAUAUCCCAAGGGGUGAUAGUGAAGAACUUCAAGUUAUCGUCACCGGUGUAUGUAUCGAGUAAUGAACAAACAUCUACAUUAUUUGCAUUUGGAGGUACUGACGGGAUUAUCACCGUUUGGGACAUCGAAGGAGGUUAUGUCACCCAUUCAUUGAAAGGUCAUGGUAGUACCAUCAGUUCUAUAUCGUUCAAUGGAGACUUGGGAGACAAAAACUGGAAAUUGGCUUCAGGUGAUACUUCAGGAACUGUCAAAGUUUGGGACUUGGUUAAACGUAAAUGUGUCCAUACCUUCAACGAACAUACAUCAGCUGUCAGAGGAACCAGCUUCCAUGGAGAUCAUUUCAUCAGUGGUGGUAGAGAUGAGAUUGUGGUGAUUUAUAGAAAUUUCAAACCUAUAAAGACUAUCCUCGUUAACCAAUCCAUUGAAGUAUGUAAGCUCUUGGAAUUACCCGAUUCCGAUGACUUGGGGUUCUAUACUGCUGGGUCUAAUAACCUCUUCCAGUUAUUCGACAUAACGGGAGAGCUCAUCACCAAAACUGAAAAUUAUCAAACUGAAGAAGAAUUGAUUAUCAUCGAUGUGUUUGAAACUCAGUACUUAAACCUUGUUUUAAGUGACCAGUCCAUAGUUACCAUUGAUAUCAAUGAUUUGGCAACCGGCCAACCGGCGGUCAUCGAUAGAAUUGCUGGGAACCAUGGGAUUAUUGCCGAUGUCAAAUAUGUUGGACCUCAAUUCAAUUUAUUGGCCUUAGCCACCAAUUCCCCAUCGUUAAGAAUCAUCGAUCCUUCCAAUCCUUUGAAAUUGACUAUUUGUGAAGGCCACAGAGAUAUUUUGAACACCGUCGACGUAUCAGUAGACGGGAAAUGGAUUGUUACUGGAAGUAAAGAUAGUGAGGUCAGAUUAUGGAAUUAUGCUGAUGGAACUUUCAAGACCUACGCCAUCCUUAAAGGUCAUGUUGGUUCAGUAACCGCUGUAGCAUUACCCCGUACGCCUAUGGACUACCCACAAUUCGUUGUUAGUGCUGGAUCGGAUUUAACUAUCAAAAAAUGGAAAAUUCCAAAUCCAGCCAAAUCUGAUUGGCCAAUGACCAUCAAGACCAGUGAAUAUACCAGAAGAGCUCAUGAAAAGGAUAUAAACUCCAUAGAUAUCUCCCCCAAUGAUGAAUUCUUAGCUACUGCUUCUUAUGAUAAGUUAGGGAAAAUAUGGGAUUUACACACUGGUGAAACUAUUGGAGUUUUGAAAGGCCAUAAAAGAGGUUUAUGGGAUAUUAAAUUCAAUAAGUACGAUAAGACGGUGAUUACUUGUGGAGGUGACAAAACCAUCAAACUGUGGUCAUUAUUGAACUAUCAAAUGACGGAAAAUUUCGAAAGUCAUACCAAUUCGGUACAAAAAGUCCAAUACAUCACCCGAGGUCAACAGAUUAUCAGUGCUGGAGCUGAUGGAUUAAUCAAGAUAUGGAACAACAAGGCGGAAUGUUUAAAAACCAUCGAUAACCAUAGCAAUAGAAUUUGGUCCAUUGAUAUUUUGAACGAUGGUGAUAAGUUUGUUAGUUGUGAUGCUAAUGGACAAAUCAGUCUUUGGCACGAUAACUCUGAAUCGUUGCUUAAGGCUAAGGAACAACAAGAAAUCGAUAGAAUUGAAAAUGAUCAGAAAUUAUCCAAUUAUAUCAAUGAAAAGAACUACUAUAAUGCAUUUUUGUUAGCUUUGGAGUUGAACUAUUCAAUGAAGUUGUUCCAUGUGAUCAAUGAAAUCUUCAAUAACGAUCAAAGUGAUCAAUUGGUAGAGAUUUUAGGUAAAUUGAAUGAUGAGCAGAAAUUGAAGUUAUUUGAAAAAUUACAAAAUUGGAAUAUUAACUUCAAGUUCUUUGAAGUAGUACAAAGAGUGGUCAACUUGAUCUUGAAUAAUGUGGGUAUUGAGUAUUUAAUGACACCUAAAUUGAUCAAGAUCAUUGAAAAUAUGUUACCAUAUAAUGAGAGACAUUUGAGUAGGUUAGAGGGAUUGAUUGAGAGUAGUUAUAUAGUUGAUUAUAGUGUUGAACAAAUGGGUUUGACUACUGAUGAGUAG